Molecule: messenger RNA, 1251 nt
Organism: Aspergillus wentii DTO 134E9
Lineage: Eukaryota; Fungi; Ascomycota; Eurotiomycetes; Eurotiales; Aspergillaceae
Product: tRNA-ribosyltransferase family protein
Exons: 8
Coding region: 1-1251 (416 amino acids)
Cellular component (GO): cytosol
Molecular function (GO): tRNA-guanosine(34) queuine transglycosylase activity
Source: RefSeq, a predicted model, not a curated record
AUGUCGGCUUCAACAUCAGCAUCCCCCGCAGCGCGCAAGACAAUGCCUUCUGCAUUGACCUUUGAUCUGCAUGUGAAAUGCUCGACAACGAAAGCUCGUGCUAGCACGCUUCAUCUCCCCCAUGGCGCGGUUCCUCUUCCGAUAUUCAUGCCUGUUGCGACACAGGCUUCCCUCAAAGGUCUCACAUAUGACCAGCUCAAGCAGACUGGAUGCAUGCUGUGCUUGAAUAACACAUAUCAUCUGGGAUUAAAACCGGGACAAGCGGUGCUGGACGAAGUGGGUGGUUCACAUAAAUUGCAGGGAUGGGACCGGAAUAUCUUGACUGAUAGUGGCGGGUUUCAAAUGGUGUCUCUGCUUGAACUUGCAACUGUUACAGAGGAGGGUGUCAGGUUUCUCAGCCCACACGAUGGCUCUCCAAUGCUACUCACUCCAGAACACUCCAUCUCAUUACAAAAUUCAAUUGGUUCAGAUAUCAUAAUGCAGCUCGACGACGUGAUCGCUACAACUUCACCAGAUCAUGCCAGAAUUAAAGAAGCUAUGGAGCGGUCUGUUAGAUGGCUGGACCGAUGCAUAGAUGCUCAUAAAAACCCUGAAAAGCAAAAUCUUUUCUGCAUCAUUCAAGGGGGCUUGGAUUUGGAUCUGCGGAAAAAAUGCUGUGAUGAGAUGGUGGCCCGAGAUACUCCAGGAAUUGCCAUAGGAGGUCUCUCUGGUGGUGAGGCGAAGGAUGAUUUCUGCAAAGUGGUCGGUACCUGCACACAGCUUCUGCCAGACCACAAGCCGAGAUAUGUUAUGGGAGUGGGAUAUCCCGAGGAUCUAAUUGUGGGAGUGACGCUUGGUGCGGACAUGUUUGACUGUGUCUGGCCAACAAGAACAGCCCGUUUUGGAAAUGCUGUAACACCCACAGGAACCCUAAACCUCCGUCACAAGUCCUACGCUGAAGAUUUUGCGCCGGUGCAAGAUGGGUGUACGUGCGCCUGCUGCCGGCCUACUAACCAGGGUGGGUUGGGAAUUACAAGGGCAUAUAUUCACCACCUGGCCUCCAAAGAGACAGUUGGAGCCCAUCUUCUCACGAUCCAUAACGUCCACUAUCUCCUGUCGCUAAUGGGAUCUGCGCGACAGGCCAUUCUAGAGGAUCAAUUCCCUGCGUUCUUGCAUAAAUUCUUUGGCGAUCUCUAUGGGGAUAAGUCAAAAUCUCCCCAAUGGGUCAUUGAUGCACUUCGUGGAGUUGGGGUUGAUCUGUUAUCAGACUAG